Messenger RNA from Funneliformis mosseae, 426 nucleotides. Lineage: Eukaryota; Fungi; Glomeromycota; Glomeromycetes; Glomerales; Glomeraceae. The record is from the annotation of a GenBank genome assembly.
AUGGAAGUAAGAACAAUACGGUCUGUCGUUCGACCGAAUUUAAGAUACGUUUCUUCUGACACCAAAUCUGGAUCUUCCACUGAUAAAGCAACAUUUAAUGAACCAACUUCGUCUUUUGAACAUGUGACUCGUGAAAGCAAUAUCCAUAAAUCUCCUAAUUGGGAUCAGAAUGUCAACUUCACUCUAAAGGAGUGUAUUUUAUAUGAUAUUAAUAGACAUAGAAAUGAUUACUUCAACCAUAAAAUCUCUCAAUUGGAAAACAAGUUCUAUUCUACUGCAAUUCAGUCAGCGAAACGUGCAAUGCAGUCAGAGAAUAAGUUACUUCUUAUUAUUGGCAGCAUCUUAUCAAUUAUUUCUAGUGUUGUCGCUAGUAAUUAUAUUAACAAACACAAACAAGAUAGUGUCAAGAUGGUCAGGAAGAAAUAA